Dioszegia hungarica is the source of this 1359-nucleotide messenger RNA. RefSeq names its product ribonuclease III domain-containing protein. The record is from RefSeq and is a predicted model, not a curated record. Gene Ontology annotation, biological process: RNA processing. Bases 1 to 1359 code for a protein of 452 amino acids. Gene Ontology annotation, molecular function: ribonuclease III activity. Lineage: Eukaryota; Fungi; Basidiomycota; Tremellomycetes; Tremellales; Bulleribasidiaceae. The transcript has 3 exons.
AUGUCUUCCUCAAAGGCCUUUGCCCUGCCCGCAAGGCCUCAGUCGCUGGCUGAGCAAGCCGCAGAGAGCAAGACCAAGGUCAUCAGCGGCGGCAUCAGGCUGGGGGGUCCCAUCACUCUGCCUCCCGCUCCGGUGGCUCUUCCUUCCUCAGAGGCUUCAUCGUCCUCCUCGCAGGUCACCCCGGGCGGACCGGGCGGAUCUUCGCCCAUGGUCAUCAGAGCCCUCACGAGCGAGCCCAAGCUGGCUCUGGGACAUGACACCGCCUCAUCCCAGACCGCUCUCGGCAAGCGCAAGGCUCCCUCCGGCACCCCUCCCCGUGACUUUACCCUCCAGCCUGGGUCCACGGCCCGCACCGACCGCGCCGCCUCCACCUUCAGCACCUUUUCAACGGAUACCAAACCUCUCCUUCCUAUCGCACUCCUUCCCCUCCCUCUCCCCUCCAAGCGCUUCAAAAAGUCUGCCUCGUCCAAGGCGGUCCUCAUCCCGGUCGAACAGCUCCCAGUUUACCCCCUCCCGCCACCCCCGCCCAUCCGGGACGCAUCACUCGCUAAGCAGGUCUUCAUCCACUCGAGUUGCUUCCCUAAGACCCGGAGCCGAUUCGAGGACGCCGCCGAGCGGCCAACGGAGCAUUAUGAGAAGCUGGAACAUGUGGGAGAUAGCAUUCUGGGGAUGGUGGUCACUACUUGGCUACACGAGGUGAAGCCGGGUCUGAGCUGUGGGACUGCCAGUAAACUUAAGGCGCAUCUCGUCUCGAACGCAACGCUCUCGCACAUUUCGGGCAUGUACAACUUCCCUCAGCGGCUCCAGGGCGAUCCACACAUCCUACCGGUACUUCGAGCGCAGACGGACGUCCGAGCGGCAAUGAUGGAAGCGUAUAUCGCUGCGCUGUACUUCUCCUUCCCGGUCGAGCAGCGGUUGGGGGAGGGAUUGCGGGUGAUCGACGCGUGGUUGAGGGAGAUGUACGAGCCGCUCUUUGACUUCUUCUACGAUUAUAUGAAGAGCGAGUACGAGCAACACCACCUCACCCUCUCCUCCACCCUCUUGGGGGGAUCCCACAUCUACACCGAGGACGAAAUCGCUGCCAUCGACGCUUCCUCUCAGGGCAUGGCGAACCUCCUCAAGAUGUACUGUUUCCGACAGGACCGGGAGCUACACUUCGAGGAGGAGCGGUAUGAGACGCACUGUGGGAUCCUGUGGCGGCUGAAGUGUACGGUCGAUGGGAUCGAGGUGGGGGAGGCGACGCGGAGCGGGAGGAAGGUCGCCAAGAAUGUUGCGGCGUGGGAGGCGUGUAGGCGAUUGGGUCUGGUGGUGAGUGCGAUUCUGAGAUGUAUAAUCAGGCGAGAGGAGCUGACAUGGUAG